CAAGUUCUGGUCAACACUUGCAUUCCAAAUAGACAUUCGUUAUGUAACUGUCUUUGAAUUUCGUAUUAAUUACAGAAAAAAUUCUCAUCAUAUUCUUUACGAAUGAAACCAUUUUUGAAAUGAAAUAAUAUCACUGGAAUUGAAGUUGCUGGGUCGUUGUCGCUUAAUUGCUCAUGUGCUUAGGUGAUUUCUUUAACCUUUAGGCAAAUCCAGCAAACCAUCUGUUGUCCCCUACAUUGUUCUUUUUUAUUUUUAUUUAUUUAUUUAUUUAUUUUCUUUUAAGGCGUGCACUAAGCCCAAAAGAGACACUUACCAAUCACUAGCCUUGACUUUACCAAGUCAUUCAAACCAAUAGAAUAGCCUAGCAGGUAUAUCAUCAGUUGUGUCCAAGAGUCUGGACCCUGCUCGAGAGUGUGCCCCAUGCGUGCAAGUCCAUCAGCGGAGAAUUUUAUUCUCUACGCACAUGAUUCACCUGACCAUCAUCUUCAUGCCAGUCUUCUGCAUUGAAUUCCAUACUGCUUUAUUUGUUAUAAACUUAUAGUUCAUAUAAAUCAGAAUUUGUAGAAGUCAGCGGACAGACUGGAACUGAUGUCACACAAUGAUAGUAGGCAGGACUCACAAAGUUAUCCCUCCUCUACUUUGAUCAAUGUGAAAUUUUAUAUUUAAUGUAAUGCAAAGUUUAUGUUAGACAUCCCUGCAAGCAACAUAAGGUUGUUAUAGUCAAAGCUGUCUGGAAUUUUGAAACUCUUGUUUCUUGGUUGGUGUCAUUCAAAAUUUCUGUUGUGCCAAUUUCAGCACUACGUAACCACCAUAUGCACUAUUCCUUUUGUGAUAUGCAAACAUUUUUUUAAAUCAGAUUCAUGCUAAAUGAGUCUAAUCGAACAUUCAUGCUGCCAACUCUAGCCAUGUGGUCUUGCUUUUCAGUUCUACUUUGUGCACACCUGAGUAUCUGAACCUCGAUACUAGUCAUGCUAAAUAAGUCUAAUCCCACAUUCAUACUGCCAAACUCUAGCAAUGUGGUCAUGCUUCUCAGUUCUACCUUGCGAACACCUGAGUAUCUGAACUUACUAGUCAUGCCUCAACUGCAGGCACUUGUCUGUUUUUGUCUGGAGCAUCUUACACCAUCUGGUAUGUAAUUUUCAAAUGUAUUAAGUAGUAUGAUUUAUUUUGCAAAUUCAAUGUCAGUCUGGAAUCUUCUUAGAGAAUUCCGCAUUCAGAAGGUUCACAUGGCUGUGGUUCUCAAUGAAUAUGGUGGAACUGUAGGGAUAAUUACCCUAGAAGAUGUGGUGGAGGAAAUUGUUGGUGAAAUAUUUGAUGAAAAUGAUUCCAAGGAGGAGAUUCAGAAAAAAACUGGCUACAUCGUAAUGCGUGCAGAGGGAGUAUUUGAUGUGGAUGCAAACACAUCUAUAGACCAGCUCUCUGAAGAUCUAAAUGUGAAAAUGCCCGAGUGUUGUCAAUAUUGGAGCACCUGCUUUAGUUACAGAGGCUGCAACAGCGAUAUUUGGUGAAGCUGGUGUUAGUGCAGCAACUGGAGUAAUGACUGUUCUUAUUUUGCUCCUCACUGAAAUAACUCCCAAAAGUGUUGCUGUUCACAAUCCCACAGAAGUUGCUAGGUUUGUGUGAAAGAAACCUUGAGGCUACAUCCAGUGGCACUAUUGUUGCUUCCCCAUGCAUCCACUGAAGAUUGUACUGUUAAUGGCUUCUACAUACUCAAAAAAUAGCGCGUUAUUAUAAAUGUCUGGGCAAUCAGGAGAGACAACCAUGCUUGGAAGAAUGCAGACGAAUUCUACCCAAAAGGUUUGCGGGGAGUAGUAUAGACCUGAGGGGAAGCCACUUUCAGCUUAUUCCAUUUGGGUCGGGUCGCAGACAUUGCCCUGGAAUUCAAUUGGGGCUAGUUGUGGUCAAGCUGUAUUGGCACAACUUCUGCAUUGUUUCGUUUGGGAACUUCCAGAUGGUUUGUUACCGAGUUGGACUUGAUGGAGGAGUUUGGUCUAACUGUUCCACGAGCCAAGCAUCUGCUGGCUGUUCCUUCUUAUCGCCUACACAAAUAAGAACAUAUCAUCGAUCAUCAUAAUCAUAUCAGAAUGUUUAUGUACUGUUUAAUUUCAUGUUUCAAUAGUUUUUGGACAAUUACAGGUUUGAUGUUACUAUAGCUAAUAUAACUUGUAGGUGGACAUAAGCUUGUGAUGGUCAGAUUAAUAGGUCUUACCAACUACCAAAAGCAAAAUCUUUCGUAC
Messenger RNA from Rosa rugosa (rugosa rose), 2237 nucleotides. RefSeq names its product putative DUF21 domain-containing protein At3g13070, chloroplastic. The transcript has 6 exons. Lineage: Eukaryota; Viridiplantae; Streptophyta; Magnoliopsida; Rosales; Rosaceae. The record is from RefSeq and is a predicted model, not a curated record. Bases 1158 to 1508 code for a protein of 116 amino acids.